This is a messenger RNA of Bacidia gigantensis, 561 nucleotides long. RefSeq lists its product as uncharacterized. The transcript is spliced from 3 exons. The record is from RefSeq and is a predicted model, not a curated record. The coding region runs from base 1 to 561 and encodes 186 amino acids. NCBI's taxonomy places the organism in Eukaryota, Fungi, Ascomycota, Lecanoromycetes, Lecanorales, Ramalinaceae.
AUGUCGGCCUCCCGCAACGCAGACGCGAAUGCAGGCCAGCCUGGCGAGUUUGGCUCUCACAUUGCGCGUGAUGGGCCACUCGAAACCACUGGUCACCAACCAGGCAAGCUAGUCGGUAACGACGCCAAACCCGAGUUCCAUGCAAAGACUCUUCCUCCAGGCUCUGCUCCAAAGGAGUCAACGUUCCAGCCGAAUACUUCGUCCGAAAUACCAGGACAAGCCUUGAACCCGGACAAUGACGAGCUCGAGGGCAAGGAAUCUACUCAAACCACCGCUUCGUCAACUCUAGGAGGUGCCACAUCAGCUGACGUCCAUCAAGGCUAUGGACACCCCGGCCAGGGUCAAACAAGCCGCGAGCUUCGCGACAACAGCAGUGCCGGUGGGCUAGCUGCGCGAGGUGCUGAGGGAGUUGGAAGCGGUCUACAAGGCGUAGAUGAGAGGGUGAGCCAGCCUAGCCAGCGAGGAUUGGAGAAGGAAGGCGCGGCUGUGGCUGGACGUAAGGAGGGCACUGGGCAAGAGAAGGGGACGGCAGCUGAGGAUCGAUUGCCUGAGAGUUUGUAG